Molecule: messenger RNA, 2864 nt
Organism: Cyprinodon tularosa
Lineage: Eukaryota; Metazoa; Chordata; Actinopteri; Cyprinodontiformes; Cyprinodontidae
Gene: dmtn
Product: dematin actin binding protein
Exons: 17
Coding region: 260-1390 (376 amino acids)
Biological process (GO): actin filament bundle assembly; cytoskeleton organization; lamellipodium assembly
Cellular component (GO): actin cytoskeleton; plasma membrane
Molecular function (GO): actin filament binding
Source: RefSeq, a predicted model, not a curated record
GGGUUCUGCUUAUUGCCACAUGCUCUGUGACAGGACGCCCCGCGUGGAGACAGCAGCCCGAUGACGUAGCAGCGACCGAUCAGAUCCGGCUGACUGCCCCCCCACCAGCAGAGGGUGGCGCAACCGACGGAGUAACAGGGCUGUUUCUAUGGUUGCUUUGAAUGAUUCCUCUUCUGACAUCAGUGGCAGCUUUGGUUCUUACUGACACCUUCAGGUCAGAGCUGGUGCGAACUGAGCAGAAGGCGCUCUUUCUACAGAAAUGCAAAAGGUGGAGGGACGUGUUACUCCUGUUAACGUGCCAUCCUCUAGGGGCCCAAGUGUUCCAGGGUCUCCAGCCCCUGGCAUCAUGGCUCGCCUGAAUGACCAGGUGGUGGGUUACAAAGACCUGGCGGCCCUACCCCGAGACAAAGCCAUACUACAGGUGGAGAGGCCUGAUCUGAUGACCUACCAGCCCCACCUGACUUUCUCCCCACUCGACCCACCACGCAGAGAGCGUUCUCUUUCCCCUCCUCCUAUGUCUCCCUCCAUGUCUCCUGAGGUAAAAGCUAGCAGAGCAGAGAGCGACGGCGGGUCACCUGGAGGAUCCACACUGCAGCUGCAGGCCGGACGCAAGAUUAGCACCAGCUUGCAGCAUUUCCAUCGACCAGACAAUGGCUCCAACAUCUACAGGAAGCCUCCCAUCUAUAAACAGGACCUUCACAAACACUCGGAGGGAAGCGGGGUCAUUCAGUCCGCCAAGUUUCCUGCCGCCCAGCCUCCAGACCCCAACCAGCCCUCCAAGAUUGAGACAGAAUACUGGCCCUGCCCGCCGUCACUGGCUGCCAUGGAGAUCGAGUGGAGGAAGAAAAAGCUGCAGGAGGAAGGUGAUCUGGAGGAGGAGACAGAAGAAGAGCAGCCGCAGCAGGAGCUGGAGAAGAUCAAGUCCAAUCUGGGCCGUUUGAUCCUGAAGGAGGAGAAGGAGAAAGGCGUUCCCAUCAAGAGGAAGACCCAAUCGCUGCCCGACAGAACCCACAUGCACACCACAGGCUUAUCAGCUGCUGCAUCCAAGUCCCCCUCACGCUCCGCCCUGACCAGAAUGCAGUCAGCAGAGUUCUCCACAGAUGGAGAUAAAGAAAAGCCAGCUGCUCAGAACGGAGAAGCCCGGAGAGAGCGGAUGGACAGAGGGAACUCCCUGCCGAGCAUUCUGGAGCAGAAGAUCUAUCCGUAUGAAGCCCUGAUUGUAACCCACAGAGGGCGCUGUAAGUUGCCCCCUGGAGUGGACCGGACUCGGCUGGAGAGGCAUCUCUCCCCGGAGCAGUUCCAGCAGAUCUUUGGGAUGCCCAUCGCUGACUUUGACCGCCUGUCGCUAUGGAGAAGAAACGAACUGAAGAAAAAAGCGUUGCUGUUCUAACAGGAAGUGACCUCUUCUCAACCAGUACUUGAUGAAGCCUGAAGCCCUUCCUCUGUAACGAGGAGAAGCAGAGAGCUACCGUAAUACCAACCUAUGUCCCUGGGAGGGUUCUGGAUCCGUACCUCUGAUGACCGUUCUGGUCAGACUUUAAACAUAAAACCAUCUGACAUAUUAUCAGUGCUGCACUUAUAACCACCACUGCUUGUAAACCAUUCCUGUCAUAUAUCCAACCGCACCGUUAACGUGACAUUAUUCUCACUGAGUAACGCCGCAAAGCUCAACAUCCGGAAGAGGAACCAGCGGAUUUCUUUAGGAUAAACUCACAUGUUUUUGGUACCAUGAAGCUGAUGCUAACCUGUGAGGCUGACUGCCUCCUGCUGGAGUCCCUGGGCAAGGCAGCGUAAAGUUAGGUGUUUUUGCCAUCAAUGGUGCUGUUAUGUUAUUCUGAUUGGAUGAUUAUUGAGAUGGCGGUCAGUUGUUUGGCACAGAAGGAGCAGCUUCUUCCCGUUCAGUGAUAUUGGUGUACCUAACAGUAGUUCACAAUUCCCACACUUUCCUUGGCUGGUCCUUUACAAUUUCUUUUUAAACAUUCAUCUUCGUACUAAAAUAUUCUUUCUGUCAUGAUUUGUGGACAUUAAGAUCUAAAGAGAAGCGCCAUCUCCUGGUCAGACCUUGUAACUCAGUGAAAGGGGUUCGCUCCAGUGGCUGGAAGUGUGAGGGGAAUUUGCUGGGAGUUGCAGGUUCUGCUGCCAUUGGUCCGGCGUUUGAAUGGGAAAGGCCAUUUUGAAUUGCUGCUACUGUAAAUCCCCAAAAGUGGAAGAAAGUAACAUGUAGUGUUUCCCUGCCAAUAAAUGUUAUAAAGCGUGUGAUGAAGGGUGACGAACACAAAGAACAGAGGAAGUCCAUCGUCUCCCCUCUUUUAUUUCAUCCAGGUUUUUUUCCUAAAUAUUUAUAACCCGACCAUUUAAGGUCAGAAACACAGAAACCUUAUUUCUUAACACUUUCAGGAUUGGGUAUUUUCAGUUUAGACUUUUUUUUGGAAAAGAACAACAUAAACUACUAGCCAAGGCUCCAUGGUGUUUGGCGGCCUGGUGGGCUUCGCUUCAGGAGACUUUUCUAUUCCCGUUUCUGUCUUGAAAAUACCACCUAUAUAGUUGCCUAAUCCAUAAACAGUCCUCUGCUUGUGUUGGAAUUUAGAAAAAAAUCAGGUUGGUUUGAUCUUUGAACAGGAGUCGCCAUCUCAGCCCGUUUUUCAAUAUGUGUACUUGGCAUUAGCCUUAGCCCUACUACUGUUCCAAUUGACAGUGCCAGUACCCGAUCCGUCCCGGAAGCACAUCCAUCCUGUGCAUGCGCAAAUAGAAUAACUUCCCGGUAGGCAAUACUUCAGUUUUCUUACUUUUUUUAUUCUUUUCUAUUUUUCCAGCGGGGAGUUCCUUUUUAACAUUUUGGUAUUUGCAUAAAUAUUGCAUAUUCU